UGUUACCUUUGAUGCACCGGCUGUCGUACAUCGAGUCGAGCUCUCCAUUCCAACUGUGUACAUGGAUGAGCAUCCAGCGCACUACGCUGAGGUGUUUGAUAUUGUCCUGUACAAUUCUGCCGACCUGCCGCUUCGUUCGACUCGCGUCUUUGGCCAACGCACACACAUCUGGGCGAAUGUGGAUGCCACCCAGGCCGCGUACCUGGAGAUUCAGGGCGUCUCUGAUCGUGCUGUGCAGCUCGCACUUGAUCGCGUCCGUGUCAUUGGCGGCUUUGAGCGCGAUUGUCUCCCUCUUGUGUCGUUUGAUCUGGCAUAUCUUGCCAACGACAUUCGCUUGGCUGGCGAGGUGGUCCACGUCUCGAAUGCAUCACUGGGCGCUUCCGUUUUGGCCUCCAGUCCACAGAAUUACCUGGUGUACUCGGUGCUUUCUGACUGGCACCCAGCUAGUACGAGCUCACUGCCGCAGCUCAAUUCAGCCGCCAUCGCACAGCUCGACAUCACCAACAGCGACAACCAGCAGCGGGUUGUCACGGAUGCAUCCUUUGAGUCGGCACUCGAUGAUUUGGUGGCUUCGUGGCUGAAUGGUGAUCUUGCCAACAACGGACUCGCUCUCCGCCUCGACCUGGACCAAGUCGGUAAAGCGAGUUUCGACCGUGACGAGUUUACUCUGUCGUUCAACCUGCGACGCUUCCUUUGGCGUAACACUUCGUUGAGCGACUGUUCUGCGCGAUGCGGCGCAGGUGUUCAACAUGCAAUUAUUCAAUGCUAUGAGCGCACCCACAGCGACAACGGACAGCCUCAAUACAUUGUCGUGGACGAUUCGUUCUGUCGGUCCAGCACUCGCCCGCCCGCAACAGUUGCAUGCGAUGCUUUCGAUUGUGACUACGAGUAUCGACAGCUCUGUGGCGAUUGUCUUUGCACUGAAACCUCGUGCCAGUUUUCCGAGGCGCGGCAAUCGACGCUUCAAUGCUUGCACAACACUGGCAGUAGCGGCUCGGAAGUUCCAGUUUCGGCGUCUCUCUGUGAGAUGCACGGUCUCCAGAAGCCAAACUCCACAACCUGCCCGAGCUGCAACUGCACUUCUGGAUGUGAGCUCAAGUGGGAAGUGUCGACGUGGUCAUCCUGUGAACCUGCGUGCGGCGCUGGCACUCGCACUCGUAACAUCACCUGUACUCGCCGCGAUCCAUCCCAUCCGCCGCAUUUCUGGCCCACUGCAACUCCAUCCGAAUGUGCACGUCUUUCUGAUCCUCCGAGUGCCCUCGAGUCGUGCUACUCGCGUGAUGGCUGCUCGAACGGCGAUGUCAACACAGGCCUCGAUCCAUCUGCUGCCGUUUGGCCAAUUCUCGCCGAGACCCGCAUCCUCGAACUCAACAGCACAAUCUCGCGUGUUGAAUCCUUGAUCCAACUAGGCGAGCCGCACCUCUCCGCCGAGUUGCUUGUUGCGCAGAUUGCUCGCGACACGCUGUCAGCGCGUUUCGAGAGCCAAGUUGUCGACUCACGCACAAGCAUGGACUUGGCCAAGCUGUCCGUCGAACUCGAGGUGGUCGAUCUGCAAAACGAGCUGUCUGCGUCCCACACUCGCCAAGAGUCCGAUCUGCCGACCAAAACGGUUGCUCUCGAGCAGCUGGAGCUGGACGCUCGUAUGGCAUCUGCACGAGCGACAAUCAACAUGCCUGGGAGUGGCGUGACGUCGUACAAGAACAUUGGCAUGCUCGGAUUCGGAUACCACAUCUUCAAGGGCAACCCUCUUCCGUCGUCCGGUGUCGAUCCCGGGUUCACCUUGCCUGUCCUCAAGGUGGAUUACUCGAUGCGUCGCAUGACCGCUGAUGGCAGCACGAUGCUUCCUGACCGCGUCGCCGUCAUUCCGUACGCUUCCGCGCAGUUUGACAGUCGUUCCCACCUCGUAACGACCUCGUCCGAGUACGCAGAAAGCUUGGAAGUGGACGUGUCCAUCGAAACCUCCUUCUCGUUCAGUGCUCUCGUUGAAGGUGGAGGUGCCAAGUUUUCGGCGUCGAACGACUACAAGCAGGCCUCAGAGAUGCAUCAGUCGUCCGAAUCUGUUUCAAUCACCACCAUUGGCACCGUCUUGACAUAUGUGGCAGAGUUCCUGGAUGACACGCCUCCGCUCGCCGACCAUGUCAUUGAAAUGUUCAACGCGCUCCCGCCGCCCGCGUGCUGUGAUGGUCUUGUGCUUCCCUCGCACGCUGGAGUGAGCAAGGAUCGUUCGGCGUGCACCGCAAUCCAUGCAAACUGUGGCGACCUUUACCUUCGGUUUUUGGACAAGGUGGGGACCCACACCCUCAUCGGCGUCCACAUGGGCGGGAAGUCCAUUCGAGUGUACACCAUGGCACAAACCGAGUUUGAGUCGAGCGUGGAACAGUCGGAUGCCUUCAAGUCAUCAUUGUCGCUUUCGUCUUCUGGAAUCGAGUCGAGCUCCAUCGACACGUCCUUGAGCAUCAGCAAGCAAAGCUCCCUUAAGCAAGCCGUCAAGGAUCGCACCGAGUCCCGCCGCGAGACGUUCAUGGGUGGUGACCCAACCGCAGGCACAAAUGAUCCGGAAGACCCCACAAACAUGGACGGUGACAAAGAGUGGAGCACGACGGUGUCGAAGAAUCCAGUUCCGAUCAAGUACAAGUUGGUGCCCGUGCUGCAGGUGCUGGCUGUCGCGCGUUUGUCCAAUGGCACCAACCAGGAGCUUGUCGGCUUGAAGCUCGACCUUUUAACCCGUUUCUACCUGCAAGUGUGCGCAAGCACACCUGGUGCUGACUGCGAAGUCCCGGCCAAGGCAGACGAGGUGGGAGUGCACUUUGGCGACUAUGUUACCCUCUCUCAAGUCAUCUCGGCAAGCAAUCACAUGGUCAUGGCAGAGGACCCCAAGCAAGGCAGGCUGAUUGCUCGUCAGGUGCCAGCGUCGAACGAGAACGUGGCAGACACGCACAUGGACAUUGUCAACCUUCCUGAUGGCGUUGUCUGCUCGUCGUGUGGUGAUUCAAGCCGCUACUUUAAUGGAGAAGCUUGUACAAUGUGCAAGAAUCCACACACGACUUGUGCACCAGUCCAGCACGAGUCGUGGUCCGAGGUCAUCCAAUCUGCAAACCGUGCGAGCGACAACGGACCGGCUGGCAUCUAUCAGGUCAAGGGCGUCUCUUUCGACCAGUGUAAGCAAGCGUGCAUGGAGCGUCCCUCAUGCAAAGCCGGCGUCUACUUGACCAAUGCAGCCCAUGUGGACCGCGCGGUCGAAUGUAACCUGUUCGGCGAUCACCCUGAGAACGCGUUUGUUCGGCGCGGUGGUGACCAUGACGACAACUGGUACAUCUUCCAGCGCUGGGGUUGCUACAGCGCACAGCAUCCAGACUUUUUCACUGGCUGGAGGGCGUACGGCGCCAGCUCCUUCCGAAAGCAGCCGGUCGUCGACGUGGGCCUCGAGCGAUUGCGCAUCAUUUCUCCGUCGAGCGUUACGACAGGCAUCUCUUCGCCAGUUACGUAUGGCCGUCUCUUCAUGCUCGCCACGUCGUCGGGACUGGUGGUGCGGUCGUUGCAGCGCGACUGGUUUGACAUUAAAGCAACGAACGAGCAGUUGAGCACACUGCCGCUUCGUUUCCGCUUUGUCAGUCGCACUGCGGCAACCGGCACUGUUGUCCACUAUGGAGACAAUGUUGCAAUUGAAGAGGUCAUUGUCACUGGCCAACUGAGUCCGUCCGACCAAGCAGCCUUGCUGCAACGAACGCGUUUCCAGCGGAUGGAGCCGCACUAUCUCACCAUCAACAGCGGCAAUGGGUUGGUUCCCAUCAGCCAGAAUAUGACUGUGCGCUCUCGUAUGCUGACAGAGAUUGGCGAUCUGGAAUGGACUGUUCACCUGUCUCGCAAUCCGACCAGCACGAGCCUCUCGUCCGUCACUCCGCUGUUGUCGUACAGCCGGCAAGGAGACGAUGUGCUGAGCCGCACGUUGCUGUUUUCUGCGACAGUUGACCUGCUCGAGAGUGCCGGCAUUGACGACUUGAACACGUUGCAGGCUCGCUUGACGUUUAACGAUCCCGUCACUCGCGACUCGCCAAUCGCCCAAUACCCAGGCCGCGACCGCCUCUCCACGAUCACCGAUGACGCCUUCCUGACCCGGCUCGAUUUUGUCGUGCAGCUUCUGCGUCCGACCACUGCCGGGCUUGCCUUACAUCUGGCUUCCAGCUCGGACGCAAUCCUGACGUCCGGAAAUGCAGGCAUUGCGCGAGAGGUGAAGAUUUCCUCGGUGCGUAUUUCAACCCGCGGUCGUUCCAGUACUGCCUACCAGUUUGUUAUCAAGCUCGCCGAGCCAGCCCAUGAUGGCGACGUGCUGAGCGUUUCUCUCAGUUCUCCAGAGCUGGUCAAGUCCACCAGCCAGGGUGUGUCUGUGGCUCCCGCUGACAACCAAGCCCUGUCCGAGCUUGUGCUUCCAGUUCGCUUCCAGCUGAGCAACAACUCGAGCAUUGUGUUCCAUUCCACUUCAAGCAACGGUGCCGAGACGACCGUGCCACUGACGUUUUCGACGGGUGUUGUGAAUGCCGAGCGUGACUUCCCCUCGGUCUCUGACUUUGUCGUGACGGACAGUUCUUCGCCGGCGCGUCUUUUGACGAUUGUUUCGGCGCAGUGCCAGGUUAUGAAUGGGACUGGAAACGCGCUGGUGUUGGACUCUGUUCGGCACGAGGCAGACGUUCGAUCGGGAUGCGUGCAUGUCCUUGUCGGAGUUGCGACCAGCGAUCGCAUGCACCUCACCUUGCCCUUGUACAUUGACGUCGUUCAGGCGCGUAUCCGUGCGGCCCAACGUGUCGAAUAUGCCGAGCGGCGCCGUGUGGCGUUUUAUGAUGAAUGA
This is a messenger RNA of Capsaspora owczarzaki ATCC 30864, 4843 nucleotides long. RefSeq lists its product as hypothetical. The record is from RefSeq and is a predicted model, not a curated record. The transcript has a single exon. Bases 62 to 4843 code for a protein of 1593 amino acids. Lineage: Eukaryota; Filasterea; Ministeriida; Capsasporidae.